UUGUGCAGGAAAAGUUAUUAAUCUUAAGCGUUUGAAUGAAGUUAUAUCUUCCAUCAAUGAUUGGUACAUGGAUCGGGGCCUUUUUGCAAUGGUUUCAGCUGUUGAGAGUCUCUCAGGGGGUGUUCUUAAGUUACAAGUAUCAGAAGCGGAGGUCAAUAAUAUCUCCAUACGGUUCCUUGACAGGAAGACUGGGGAACCAACUAUAGGGAAGACAAAGCCCGAAACAAUACUUCGCCAACUUACUACAAAGAAGGGUCAGGUCUACAGUAUGCUUCAAGGAAAAAGAGAUGUGGAGACUGUAUUGACGAUGGGACUUAUGGAAGAUGUUAGCAUUAUACCCCAGCCAGCAGAUGCUGGUAAGGUUGAUAUCUCCAUGAAUGUUGUUGAGCGACCAAGUGGAGGUUUUUCUGCUGGUGGUGGUAUAUCUAGUGGAAUUACAAGCGGCCCUCUUUCAGGACUCAUUGGAAGCUUUGCAUAUUCUCAUAGGAAUCUCUUUGGAAGAAAUCAAAAGCUCCAUGUUUCUCUGGAGAGGGGCCAGAUAGACUCAAUAUUUCGUAUAAACUACUCAGAUCCAUGGAUUGCAGGAGAUGAUAUGCGGACGUCCAGGACUAUAAUGGUUCAGAAUUCAAGAACCCCUGGAACACUUAUCCAUGGUAACCAACAAGAUGGUAGCAACUUGACCAUUGGUCGCAUCACAGCUGGUAUUGAAUUCAGCCGACCCAUAAGGCCAAAGUUGAGUGGAACAGCAGGGCUUAUCUUUCAGGUACUUGUGCUUUUAUCUCCCCUGUGGCUGUUUUUCUUUUUUUUU
Molecule: messenger RNA, 808 nt
Organism: Prunus avium (sweet cherry)
Lineage: Eukaryota; Viridiplantae; Streptophyta; Magnoliopsida; Rosales; Rosaceae
Source: RefSeq, a predicted model, not a curated record